AGAGAGAGGGAGAGUGAGAGUGAGAGAGACGAGAGAGAGAGCAACAGAGAGAGAGCGAGAGAGAGCGCUGCAUGCUACUCACUGCCCGGCAGGAGCACCAGAGGAGAUGGAGCUAUAGUGCUGAGAACGAAAGAAAAGAAGGGUAGUGUGACAUAGAGAAAGAUAAUAUAAGAGGAGAAAGGGAAGAGGGGAAUCUGGGGCAGAUGCACAUUAGUGACAGACAUUAACAUCGGCAGGCUGGAGCAAGAGAACGUGAAAGAGGCUUGGAGAAUAACACAUCAUAAGAGGAGAAGAAGCGUGAGAGCUGAACGCCGUGAAAGAUGACAGAGCACCAGUCCUGAGAUCAACCCUCAUCCUUCCCCCUCUCCUCACCUCUCCUCUGACCCCAUCCCCAACAUUACCCUCCUCCCUCUCUCUCUGUGGUUAGACAAGACAUGAUGACCGGUCCUGACCCGAUUCCACUCUCAUCGCAUCCCUUUGGAAUCACUCCAGCUUCUCUGGACUUCUUCUCAGCAUUCUGACUGGCACUCUUCCGACCACUUUCAGAUAUUCUCUCCAGGAGAAGACAAGAAGGGGGAAGUUGUCAUCUCCUUGCUGUGAGGACUGACUUUUUUCUUCAGAGGGAUGAUAAGGACCUACACCAUCGAGAAGACUUCCAGGUCACUCUGAGUUACAAAACAAGAACACUGAGAAAGAAGACAGGACAUUUUAACACAGAAAGAAGACAGGGCAUUUUAACACGGAAAGAAGAGAGGACGUUUUAACAAGGAAAGAAGACAGGACGUUUUAACAAGGAAAGAAGACAGGACAUUUAAACACGGGAAGAAGACAGGACGUUUUAAACACAGAAAGAAGACAGGACAUUUUAACAAGGAAAGAAGACAGGACAUUUUAACACAGAAAGAAGACAGGACAUUUUAACACGGAAAGAAGAGAGGACGUUUUAACAAGGAAAGAAGACAGGACAUUUUAACAAGGAAAGAAGACAGGACAUUUAAACACAGAAAGAAGACAGGACAUUUUAAACACAGAAAGAAGACAGGACAUUUUAACACGGGAAGAAGACAGGACAUUUUAACACGGGAAGAAGACAGGACAUUUUAACAAGGAAAGAAGACAGGACAUUUUAACACGGGAAGAAGACAGGACAUUUUAAACACAGGAAAGAAGACAGGACAUUUUAACAUCAACAGGUCAUUUCAACAAAAGAUCAAGACAUUUUAAAACUUUAUCUCAGUCUCUCUCUAUUCAUCCACUUCUCUUGGACUCUCUGUCCUGUACAUUUCUCUGUGAGUGUCAGUCGGUCCAUCCAGCUCAGCCAUGCAGGUGUCUAUAGCCUGUACGGACCCCCACAUGAAACGUGGAAAUGGGGAUCACAAGAAUGCCACCAGCCCGGGGAAUGCUGCCCGGGCCAAGUUCAGAACCGUGGCCAUCAUAGCACGCAGCUUUGGGGCGUUUGCACCCCGACACCACAUCUCCCUCAAAGAGUCCACAGGGAAACUGACCGGCAUGAAAUACAGGAACCUGGGAAAGUCAGGACUCAGAGUGUCAUGCUUGGGACUGGGUACAUGGGUAACGUUUGGCAGUCAGAUUACAGAUGAGGUGGCCGAGCAGUUGAUGACCAUAGCGUAUGAGAGUGGGGUCAAUCUGUUUGACACAGCGGAGGUGUACGCUGCUGGAAAAGCUGAAGCCAUAUUGGGUAAUAUCAUCAAAAAGAAGUCCUGGAGACGAUCAAGUCUGGUCAUCACUACCAAACUAUACUGGGGAGGAAAGGCAGAGACUGAAAGAGGCCUUUCAAGGAAACACAUUAUUGAAGGUCUGAAGGGCUCUCUCCAGAGGUUGCAGCUGGAAUACGUAGAUGUGGUCUUUGCAAACCGCCCCGACACCAACACGCCCAUGGAGGAGAUUGUGAGAGCCAUGACGUAUGUGAUCAACCAGGGGAUGUCCAUGUACUGGGGGACGUCUCGAUGGACAGCCAUGGAGAUCAUGGAGGCGUACUCUGUGGCCAGACAGUUUAACCUGAUCCCUCCGGUAUGUGAGCAGGCUGAGUACCAUCUCUUCCAGAGGGAGAAGGUGGAGGUCCAGCUUCCAGAACUCUACCACAAGAUAGGUGUUGGGGCGAUGACGUGGUCUCCGCUGGCCUGUGGCAUCAUCACAGGGAAGUACCAGAACGGCAUCCCAGAAACCUCCAGGGCAUCCAUGAAGUCGUACCAGUGGUUAAAGGAGAAGAUAGUGAGUGAGGAUGGGAGGAAACAGCAGGCUAAGCUGAAGGAGCUGGGACACAUCGCUGAGAAGCUGGGCUGUACACUCCCACAGCUGGCCGUGGCCUGGUGUUUAAGGAACGAGGGGGUGAGCUCAGUCCUCCUGGGAUCCUCCAGUCCAGAGCAGCUAACGGAGAACCUAGGUGCCAUACAGUUCCUUCCAAAGAUGACGUCUCAUGUGGUGUCGGAGAUUGAUCACAUACUGGAGAACAAACCGUACAGUAAGAAGGAGUAUCGCUCCUAGACACCCAGGAGGAAGCAGAACCACUACUGUACAACCACUGUGGAUCCGGUUCCACCAACCACCUGGGUUCAGCCUCCAUGGGGUUUCCGCUCAGUCUAAUCCAGCCCAGUUCAGGCCUGCUCAGCUCAGCCCCAGCCUUCUUAGUCCAGUGUAACCAAGCUCAGUUCAGCCUAACCAUGCUAACCCUCUGCCUAGACCAGCUCCAGCUCAGCUUACUCUAUCAGUAGAUAUUCUGACUACUGAGUUUAUUAACCAUGUAGAUGCAUGCUUCCCCUCUCUGGUGUGCCUGGACUUUCUCUUCAAAGGCACAUUAUACAAAACAACACAGAAAGGGGAUACUACUUAGAAUAUACCGUAAGAAUGCAUUUUGAAAACAAACUCCUCUCUCCAGCCAGUAUACUGCAUUUGACCACUGUUUGACCUCGCAAAGCAGAGCACCCUGGGACAGUGAGUUUCAGCGACAGGCAUUUGUUCUGUCUGUGAGGGGAAGAAUGUGCAUGUUGUCGCCCCCAUCUGGUCGUAUGAGAAACUGCUAUCCAAUAGCUUCAAUAGAUUCUUCGUGAGAGAGCGCAGGAGAAUCUCAAUUCCAUACUCCUCGCAUCCUCUCUCCUCACCAACUUCUCAAAACCCAUUGGAGGAGAAGGUCAGAGGGGAGAGACCUCUGGCUUUCUCAUCCAAUGGGUUUUGAGAAGGAGGCGAGGAGAUAGGAGGCGAGGAGUAUGUAAUUGAGAUUCUCCCCCUUGACUCCUUUCAUCCUCUCUCCUCGCCUCCUUCUCAAAACCCAUUGGAGGAGAAUGUUCGAGGGGAGGGACCUGUGACUUUCUCAUCCAAUACGUUUUGAGAAGGAGGAGAGGACGCUGGGAGUCAAGGAAAUGCAAUUAAGAUUCUCCCAGUGGCCUACUGUCCUGUAUAGUGUCUGUCUGAGUGAGCAGGUGGCCUCCUGUACUGUACUGUAUACUCUCUGUCUGCAUCCAUAGAGGAGAAUCCUGCCUCUCCUCCUCCUGCCUGUAAUUUGAACCUGCAUCUUUGGUUGCUGACGGGAAUCUGGGAUAGCACAAGCCACUCUGUGACAUGACCUGCCACCAGACCAAUGUUACCUGUGGGUGUUGCUUGUUAGAUAAUGUGAAAGAUAGGUGAAGUAUUUAGAAAGAUGUAAAGGCCUAUACCUAUUCUAUAAUAGCACGUGAAAAUAAGUUUCUUCUGUGUGUUUAGAUUUUUUUUACUUUCAGGGGUGUAUAUAUUAAACUUUAUGGGGCAAACCUUGUAACGUAAGCAGAACAGACCUCAAGCCCCCUUUGUUGCAGAUGAAACUAAAGUAUUCUAUAAAUAACCUAGAAGUAUUCUAUAAAUAACCUAAAAACUACCUAUAGGUAUUCUAUAAAUAACCCAUAAGUAAUCUAUAAAUAACCUAUAAGUAUUCUAUAAAGAACCUAUAAGUAUUCUAUAAAGAACCUAUAAGUAUUCUAUAAAGAACCUAUAAGUAUUCUAUAAAGAACCUAUAAGUAUUCUAUAAAGAACCUAUACGUUUUCUAUAAAUAACCUAUAAGUAUUGUGUAAAUAACCCAUAAGUAAUCUAUAAAGAACCUAUAAGUAUUGUGUAAAUAACCUAUAAGUAUUCUAUAAAGAACCUAUAAGUAAUCUAUAAAGAACCUAUAAGUAUUGUGUAAAUAACCUAUAAGUAUUCUAUAAAGAACCUAUGAGUAUUCUAUAAAUAACCUAUAAGUACUGUGUAAAUAACCUAUAAGUAUUGUGUAAAUAACCUAUAAGUAUUGUGUAAAGAACCUAUAAGUAUUGUGUAAAUAGUGUUCUACUGUUUCUCCUCUCUCAGCAGCACAAUACAUCCAUGGCUGUUUGGUGCUGAUCCAAGUCCAGCUCUGCUCCUGGGUUUACCCGUUUAGCCCAGACUGACAAUGUAAACUACUGUAUUAGAAUAUAUCAGACCGUUAUAAAAGUGUUGUUUUCUACAGUAUGUAAAGUCAUCAGAAGAGAGGAUUUACCAACUAUAAAUCAGGGUUUCCCAAACUCGGUCCUGGAUCUCCCUCUGCGUGCAUUUUUGUUCUUCUGCCCUAGCACUACACAGUUAAUUCAAAUCAUCACAGCUUGACGAGGAGUUGGCUAUUUGAAUUAGCUGUGUGGUGCUAGGGCAAAAACCAAAACGUGCACCCUUGGGUGGGUGGGUGGGGGAGGGGGGACUGAGUUUGGGACACCCUGAACUAUAUUACUGACAUAAACAUCAGUGUCCAUCCAUCUAUCCUGAUCAUUAAUGUACGUAUUUCCUGCCAUGAGAACAGUGACCUGUCUGUAAAUAGCGUAUAUAUAGAACAAUAAUAUAACACGCAACAAUUUCAGAUUUGACCGAGUAACAGUUCAUACACGGAAAUCAGUCAAUUGAAAAAAAUAAUAAUAAUUGGGCCCUAAUCCAUGGAUUUCAUAUGACUGGGAAUACAGAUAUGCAUCUGUCACAGAUAAAAGGUGUUGGAUCAGAAAGCCAGUCAGUAUCUGGGUGUAACCACCAUUUGCAUCAUGCAGCUGUGUAAUGUUGUCCCACUCCUUUUCAACGGCUGUGCAGAGUUGCUGGAUAUUGGUGGGAACUGGAACACGCUGUCGUAGACGUCGAUUCAGAUCAUCCCAAACAUACUCAAUGGGUGACGUCUGGUGAGUAUGCAGGCGAUGGAAGAACUGGGACAUUUUCAGCUUCCAGGAAUUGUGUACAGAUCCUUGCGACACGGGGCCGUACAUUAUCAUGCUGAAACAUGAGGCGAUGGCGGCGGAUAAAUGACACGACAAUGGGCCUCAGGAUCUCGUCACAGUAUGUUUGUGAAUUAAACUUGCCAUCGAUAAAAUGCAAUUGUGUUUUGUCUGUAGCUUAUGCGUGUCCAUACCAUAACUCCAUGGGGCACUCAGAAAACCUCUCACCUACACAACACCAUACACAUGGUUUGUGUUAUGAGGCCGGUUGGACGUACUGCCAAAUUCUCUAAAACAACGGAGGCAGUUUAUGGUAGAGAAAUUAACAUUGAAUUCUCUGGUAACAGCUCUGGUGGACAUUUCUGCAGUCAGUAUGCCAAUUACACGCUCCCUGAAAACAUGACAUUGUUUUGUGUGAAAAAACUGCACAUUUUAGAGUGGCCUUUUGUCCCCUGCACAAGGUGCACCUGUGUAAUGAUUAUGGUGUUGAAUCAGCUUCUUGAUAUGCCACACCUUUCAGGUGGAAGGAUUAUCUUGGCAAAGGAGAAAUGCUCACUAACAGGGAGGUAAACAAAUUUGCCACAACAUUUGAGAGAAAUAAGCUUUUUGUUUGUAUGGAACAUUUCUGGGAUCUAUUUCAGCUCAUGAAAACACUUCACAUGUGUUUAUAUUCUCAUUCAGUGUAAAAAUUAAUAUGACACUUCAUUAAUAAAUGCAUAAUGCUGAUGAAAUCUA
Salmo salar (Atlantic salmon) is the source of this 5928-nucleotide messenger RNA. RefSeq names its product potassium voltage-gated channel subfamily A regulatory beta subunit 1a (gene kcnab1a). NCBI's taxonomy places the organism in Eukaryota, Metazoa, Chordata, Actinopteri, Salmoniformes, Salmonidae. The record is from RefSeq and is a predicted model, not a curated record. Gene Ontology annotation, biological process: transmembrane transport; regulation of potassium ion transmembrane transport; potassium ion transport. Gene Ontology annotation, molecular function: potassium channel regulator activity; voltage-gated potassium channel activity; transmembrane transporter binding. Gene Ontology annotation, cellular component: voltage-gated potassium channel complex; juxtaparanode region of axon; cytoplasm.